AUGGGGUGUGCUUGUGGCGGAUGCAGCAAGACCAGCUGCUACAAUGGCGAGCGCACCUCCCACACGAGGAGACAGUGCACCGGACCCAAAGGAAGCGAAGGCGAGUGGCAGCAGGCGGUUGGUGCAGCGGAGGGUGUGCAGGACUGGUCUCUCAACCCGAUCAUCCGCCCACCUGGAAAGUUGAAUUGGAUCGUCGGGGAUCCAACGGUUCUGCAAGUGGGCGAGGAGAUCCAUAUGUGGACCAACGGCGCCUUGGGCAAUAUCCAGCACUACGUGGCCAGCAGUUCCGACCCCACGUCCUUCAAGCAGCUGGCGGAUUCUGUGGUGGACUUUGGCACGGUGAGGCCCUAUAUCUUUCACAACAAGGAGGCAAACAAGGUGACGCUCUUCUAUGAGCAGUUCGAGUGCCCCUUCUUCCAGAGCUCCCACAUCGCGGCCCGGGAGGCGGAGGUGGGGAAGUGGAAGUUCGGGCCAGCCACGACGAUCCUCAAGCCAAAGUUGCCCUGGGAGAAGGAGGGGCAAAGUCGGGUGGGCAACGCCUUCGUGUACUACAACACGGUGAAGGGCAAGUACUGGCUCUACUACUCGUGCGGCAAGGUCGACGUGACGGACUCCGGGAUCGCUGAGCCCUUGAACUUCGGGCUGGCGCAGAGUGACCAGCUCCUGGGGCCCUACACCCGCGUGCUGGAGAAGCCCAUGGAGGUGCGUGGGGACAUCCCGGGGUUGACGAUCAUCGGCAAUGGCUCCUUGAAGAUCAUCAAGAGUCCCUAUGCGGACAUCACCGCCAACGGCGUGGGGGUGGCGUUGUGCAACCGCAUCACCAAGAACUUGAGUGCAGAGGAGGGCAAGCAGUCCGGCAGCACCGUGUCCAUGAUCCGCACUAGUGACGGAGGCCUCUCUUGGGACACGGUGGUGCCCAAGUUCCUGGGGCCCAGCCUCCUGAGCGACAACUGGAAAGAGGCCUACGUCUAUGCCUUCGACACUUUGCCGAACCCUUUGGACCAGUCCAGUGAGCUCAUCUACUACAACGGCCGCAACGGCUGGAAGGAUGCAUAUGAAGAAGCUGGUGUCUCACGGUUUCCGGUGGAAAUGAUCCGAGACGCGGCGUGCGCUUGA
Effrenium voratum is the source of this 1116-nucleotide messenger RNA. Lineage: Eukaryota; Dinophyceae; Suessiales; Symbiodiniaceae. The record is from the annotation of a GenBank genome assembly.